Rotaria sordida is the source of this 333-nucleotide messenger RNA. Lineage: Eukaryota; Metazoa; Rotifera; Eurotatoria; Philodinida; Philodinidae. The record is from the annotation of a GenBank genome assembly.
AUGAUUAUUCGUGGCGGUGUUAACAUUUAUCCAGUUGAAAUUGAAAAAGUUAUUGUUGAACAUCCGAGUGUUGCAGAAGCACAAGUUUUUUCGAUUCCUGAUGAACGUCAUGAUGAAGAAGUAUGCGCAUGGAUUAAGUUGAAACCAAAUGCACCAUCAUGUCAAGUGGAAGACAUUAAAAAAUUUCUUUCAGACAAAUUAGCAUUUUUUAAAAUACCAAAACAUAUUCGAAUUGUUGAUCAGUUUAUUACAACAACGACAGGAAAAGUUCAAAAGUUUAAAUUAUCUCAAAUAAUAGUUCAAGAGUUAGAGAAAGCAAAAAAAAGCCAAUAG